Messenger RNA from Acanthoscelides obtectus, 1402 nucleotides. The record is from the annotation of a GenBank genome assembly. NCBI's taxonomy places the organism in Eukaryota, Metazoa, Arthropoda, Insecta, Coleoptera, Chrysomelidae.
GCCUCAUGACCAUACGUGGCGUUACAAUUGAUGAAUAUUUAGAAAGAUCUAAUUUCGAAUUUGCAGGAAAUGUAUUAGCUGAAGUAUGGAGUUCAAUGGAAAUUGAUGGCUAUAAUGUUAAUGCAAAAUAUGUUGGGGCAGGUGAACAAGAUCUUCCUGAUUUUCCAGACAUUAAAUGGUAUUCAGAAAUGUGCGUGAGAGCCAAUACUUGCUUCAAAUUGUAAAAUGUAGCAAUACAGAAUGCUGUCGUCCAAGAAGUGGCCUAUUUGGAUUACUAGACAAUAGGUUUCUUCCACCACCUGUAAAAGGAAAACAAACAGUUGAUGACUUGGUUUUGGAUGAAGGAGGAAAUCGUGGGGUCAGCUGGAGUAACAAUAGACAACUCAUGAGGUGCAUCGCUUGUAGGAAUCCGAAAUGCGUCCUGCCUAACAGAUGUAGCCUCAAAAGGGACCAGAAGUCCGCCCCGUCAGGAAGUUCAUCAGGUUUAAAUGGAGUCGAUAGCCAUGGUGAUAUUCCAGAUCCAGAAUCACCAAAGAAACGAAAGGAUCCCUUAAACUGUGAUAAUACUUCAUUUACUGUACUUCGUCUUCAAAUCUUGCCGUCGUGUACAUUUUUCUCUAGCAUCACAAGUAGCUUGCAUGUUGGUUCUGAACCAGUGAGAUCUACCAUAAUGGCGAUUACACAAUUUGCAUCCGAGGUGUUAGCUGACCGUGGUCAAGUUGUCUAUUCUAAAGCGUUUGAUAGCUCUAUAACUGAAGCAUUAUCUGUUGAGCAGGUAAGGACUGCUUCUGAUUCUUCUAAACGGGCAGCCAAGGUUGACUAUUUACCAGUAACGUUGCCAGGUAAAGGGCAGUUUACACUAGCAUAUACCGCUUGCGUAAAAAGGGAUAGCCAGAUUGUGAGAAAACCACCAAAUCUGUCGAGCCUACCGCAACCCCAUAUGCUAGCUACCCGACGGAUGGCAACACCGCAGUCACAGAAGGCGGUCGAAAUCCGGUGGGUUUGUUGUUGUUAUGUUGGUGUUGGUGUGUGUAGGGUAAAGUGGAAUCGGAACCGCAAGAAGAAUGAUGGAGGGAAGAGGAUAGAGGAGGGUUUAGGGGUGACACAAUGUGACUGCCAGAGGGAGGAUAUCAACGGGAGAAAAGUCGGAAGUCUGACGCCUAUUGGUGCUAUCGACUGCACCCAUGUACCUAUUCUGAAGCCGUUUAUUCAUGCAGACGAAUAUGUGAACAGAAAGAACUUUGCUAGUAUAAAUGUACAAGCAACGUGCAAUUCAAACGAAGAGUUCACAAGUGUGGAUAUUUCUUGGCCAGGAUCUGUACACGACUCUCGGAUAUGGAAGAAUUCUGAUAUAUACAAUGUUAUGAAAUGGAAUAGGGCUAGUGCUGUUUUGUUGGUAUAG